Lecanosticta acicola is the source of this 784-nucleotide messenger RNA. The record is from the annotation of a GenBank genome assembly. NCBI's taxonomy places the organism in Eukaryota, Fungi, Ascomycota, Dothideomycetes, Mycosphaerellales, Mycosphaerellaceae.
AUGGAUGUGGACGAACAGGCUCAGAAGUUCGCGAUACAUGCGGCAUGCCGGGAGGGCCAGAGUAAGACCAAUUUCAGCUUCUCGUGUUCAAUCUCACGGACGCUGAUAGGGACUUUCAGCACAAAAGGUCGAAUCUCUCCUCAACGCCGACAAACGACUCGCCUCUCGCCGCGACGAUGAUGACCGGCUACCUUUACACUGGGCCGCAUCGUACAACCGCCUCCCCAUCGUCGAACUUCUCUCCGACCAGAAAUCCUUCGAUGUGGACGCACAAGAUGGCGCAGGCUGGACGGCAUUGAUGAUGGCAGCAUCACUCAAAGACUCCGAACCCCUGAUCGAUUUCCUCCUCAACAAAGGAGUGGAAGUAGACGUGAAGAACAGUGCGGGACAGACUGCGGUGUUCUUCGCCUGUAGUAAGAGUAACCUCGACGUGGUGAGGAAGUUAGUCGUCGAGAAGAAGGCGAGUGCGAGGAUACGGGAUCGGAGGGGACAGAUGGCCAUUCACAGGGCUGCUGCAGUGGGAGCCACGGCGAUAGUAAAGUUGCUGUUGAAAGAAGGCAAGAGCCCUGUCGAUGCGACGGAUCAGGAUGGAUGCACGGCGUUGCAUCAUGCUGUUGCUGAGGGACAUGGAGAUACAGCACUGGAAUUGUUGAAGGCUGGUGCAGAGUCGAACAAGAGAGAUCGAGACGGAAAGCUCGCGAUUGAUUUAGCACCUGAUACCCAGGUCAGAGACUUCAUCUUAAGGGCCGCGGAAGAGGAGGGGAUUGAGUUGGCGACUUCGUGA